AUGGAGAAGGAGAAGAACAACAAAUACAGUAUAAUAGUCCCAACGUACAACGAGCGGCUCAAUAUUGCUCUUAUCGUUUAUCUUAUCUCUAAACAUCUCCGGGAUGUUGAUUUCGAAAUCAUUGUUGUGGACGAUGGGAGUCCUGAUGGUACUCAAGAAGUUGUAAAACAGUUACAGCAAGUAUACGGAGAUGAUCGCAUUUUGUUAAGACCUAGAGCGAAGAAGCUUGGAUUAGGUACGGCUUAUGUUCAUGGGUUGCAGCAUGCGUCUGGGAAUUUUGUUGUCAUCAUGGAUGCUGAUCUAUCCCACCAUCCAAAGUACUUGCCCAGCUUUAUCAAGAAGCAGUUGGAGACCGGUGCAAGUAUAGUUACUGGAACUCGUUAUGUUAAAGGUGGAGGCGUACAUGGGUGGAAUCUGAUGCGCAAGCUAACUAGUAGGGGAGCUAAUGUUCUUGCUCAAACACUUCUGUGGCCUGGUGUAUCCGAUUUGACAGGAUCUUUCAGGCUUUAUAAGAAAUCAGUGCUUGAAGAUGUCAUCAGCUCUGUGGUUAGCAAGGGAUAUGUCUUUCAAAUGGAGAUGAUUGUUCGGGCUUCCAGAAAAGGCUACCAUAUUGAGGAGGUUCCAAUUACCUUCGUUGACAGAGUAUUUGGGAGCUCAAAGCUAGGAGGAUCUGAAAUUGUCGAAUAUUUGAAAGGCCUUGCGUAUCUUCUGGUUACAACAUAA
Molecule: messenger RNA, 723 nt
Organism: Dovyalis caffra
Lineage: Eukaryota; Viridiplantae; Streptophyta; Magnoliopsida; Malpighiales; Salicaceae
Source: the annotation of a GenBank genome assembly